Messenger RNA from Hydractinia symbiolongicarpus, 2007 nucleotides. RefSeq names its product tyrosine--tRNA ligase, cytoplasmic-like. The record is from RefSeq and is a predicted model, not a curated record. Gene Ontology annotation, molecular function: tRNA binding; tyrosine-tRNA ligase activity; ATP binding. The coding region runs from base 98 to 1783 and encodes 561 amino acids. Gene Ontology annotation, biological process: tyrosyl-tRNA aminoacylation. NCBI's taxonomy places the organism in Eukaryota, Metazoa, Cnidaria, Hydrozoa, Anthoathecata, Hydractiniidae. The transcript has 20 exons.
UUUAUUGGUCAUAUACUCAACGUACUAAUGCUGACGAAACUGUGUGUAACCACGCGAAUUUCCCAAGUUCUUGUUGUUUUGUCACCGAAAUCUAUUUAUGCUGUUUAGGUUUUACUUGAAUUAUCAGAAAACUUCUCAACUUGUUGUUUUAAGAACAGUGACAUUAGCAAGAAAUUUUAGAAGAAUGGCAGAAAAUGAAAAUGAAGCAAAACUGAAACUUAUUACAAAGAAUCUUCAGGAAGUUAUUGGCAUGGAAAAGCUAAAAACUGUAAUAUCAGAAAGACCACUAAAACUAUACUGGGGAACGGCAACAACUGGAAAACCACAUAUUGCGUACUUUGUACCAAUGACUAAAAUUGCAGAUUUUUUGAAAGCAGAAUGUGAGGUUACGAUUCUAUUUGCUGAUUUGCAUGCUUACCUCGAUAAUUUGAAGGCACCAUGGCAGUUAUUAGAAUACAGAACAAAAUAUUAUCAAGCAGUGAUUAAGGCUAUGCUGCAAUCUAUAGAUGUACCACUGGAUAAGUUAAAGUUUGUCAGAGGUUCUGACUAUCAACUAACUAAGGAAUAUACUUUAGAUGUUUUCAAAUUGUCCACUGUGGUCACUGAGCAUGACUGUAAAAAAGCUGGUUCAGAAGUUGUUAAGCAAGUCCAACACCCUGCUCUUAGUGGUUUAUUAUAUCCAGGUUUACAGGCUCUCGAUGAAGAAUACUUAAAAGUGGAUGCACAGUUUGGUGGUGUUGACCAAAGAAAAAUAUUCACAUUUUCAGAGAAAUACCUUCCCCAGCUAGGAUAUGCAAAAAGAAUUCACCUUAUGAACCCUAUGGUUCCCGGUUUAACAGGUGCUAAGAUGAGUUCUUCGGAAGAAGAAUCCAAAAUAGAUCUACUUGACGACGAGAAAACAGUAAAAAAGAAAAUAUCAAAAGCUUUUUGUGAGGAAGGUAACAUUACAGAGAAUGGUGUUUUAUCCUUUUGUAAAUUUGUCGUCUAUCCUAUCAUGGAAUUGAAAGGGUUGAAAGCUCUUACGAUAUCAAGAAGCGAAGAAAAUGGUGGCAAUUUAGAAUUUACGACAUAUGAAUCCUUAGAAAGCACUUUCGAGAAAAAGCUUCUCCAUCCAGGUGAUUUAAAAGCGUCCGUCACAGAAUUUUUAAACACUUUACUCGAACCUAUAAGAAAAAUAUUCAGCGAUCCUGAAUUAAAAAAGUUGACGCAACUUGCUUAUCCGAAACCAAAGAAAGAGAAGCAACAGAAGGGAGGAGGAGAAACAAGGGAUAUCACACCUGCCCGAUUAGAUAUUCGUGUUGGGAAAGUCCAGUCAGUAAAAUGUCAUCCAGAUGCUGAGUCACUUUUUAUCGAAGAAAUCGACGUUGGUGAACCAUUACUACGCACUGUGGUCAGCGGUUUGAAACCAUAUAUGAAGGAAGAAGAGCUUCGAGACAGACUUGUUGUGUUGCUAUGCAACCUGAAACCACAAAACAUGAGAGGUGUGAAGUCUCAAGGAAUGUUGCUUGCUGCUUCCAAAACAAAUAUGGAAGGUACCCGUGAGGUGACACCACUUUGUCCGCCGUCUGAAAGUCAACCCGGUGACGUUAUAUACAUUGAAGGCUACUCCCACGGUGAGCAUGGAGAACCAGAUGAGCAAUUAAACCCGAAAAAGAAAAUAUUUGAAACAUUGAAGCCGGAUUUACACGUAUCGGAUAAAGGCUUGGCUGAAUUUAAUGGACAUGUUAUGAAAAGUGAUCGAGGCAAUGUCACGGCAAAACUAUUUAAUGCAGAAAUUAGUUAGAAAUGUUAUUUAUAUUUAAACUAUCCUCCACGUUUGCAGAGUUCGUAUUACAAAGCAGAGUGUAUAGUGCAACCAUGUGAUAUGAACACGCACUGGCUUAUUUCACAAAAGGAAGAAUUGUUUUCUUAUCCUUCUUGUCGUAAACAACUAUUUCUAUUUAUUUAUCAGCAAUAAUUUUACUUUAGCUUAUUAGUAUCCAUUUAAACAAUCAAAUCAAAUAUUUA